Molecule: messenger RNA, 1545 nt
Organism: Arabis nemorensis
Lineage: Eukaryota; Viridiplantae; Streptophyta; Magnoliopsida; Brassicales; Brassicaceae
Source: the annotation of a GenBank genome assembly
AUGGCCGAUCAUAUCUCCGUCGAGAAGCCGGCGAAGAACUCGAUCUCCGAUGAGAAGCCUGUCGAGAAGUUAAUCUCCGAUGAGAAGCCUGUCGGAGUUAAUAGAUUUGCUCUUCAAUGUGCUAUUGUCGCCUCUAUCGUCUCUAUCAUCUUUGGUUAUGAUACCGGAGUGAUGAGUGGAGCGAUGGUGUUUAUAGAAGAAGAUUUGAAAACAAACGAUGUUCAAAUCGAAGUUCUCACCGGAAUUCUCAACCUUUGUGCCCUUGUCGGAUCAUUGCUCGCCGGGAGAACGUCGGACAUAAUCGGACGGCGUUACACAAUCGUUUUAGCCUCAAUACUAUUCAUGUUGGGUUCAAUUUUGAUGGGUUGGGGUCCUAAUUAUCCGAUUCUCCUAACCGGUAGAUGUACUGCCGGGCUCGGAGUCGGUUUUGCUCUUAUGGUUGCUCCGGUUUACUCGGCCGAGAUAGCGACGGCUUCUCAUAGAGGACUCUUAGCUUCUCUUCCUCAUCUUUGUAUCAGUAUAGGGAUUUUAUGCGGUUAUCUUGUUAAUUACUUCUUCUCCAAGUUACCUAUGCAUAUCGGUUGGAGGCUAAUGCUCGGUAUCGCCGCGAUUCCAUCGUUGGUACUAGCUUUCGGGAUCUUGAAAAUGCCGGAAUCCCCACGGUGGUUGAUUAUGCAAGGACGUUUAGGAGAAGGCAAAAGGAUAUUGAAUUUGGUAUCGAAUUCCCCCGAAGAAGCCGAAAUCCGGUUUCAGGACAUCAAAAUCGCUGCGGGAAUCGACCCGAAAUGCGAAGAAGACGUCGUGAAAAUGGAGAACAAGAAGACUCACGGAGAAGGUGUUUGGAAAGAACUGAUUUUAAGACCGACUCCUGCGGUACGACGAGUUCUACUAACCGCUCUAGGGAUUCAUUUCUUCCAGCACGCGACCGGUAUCGAAGCCGUGCUUUUAUACGGUCCGAAAAUCUUCAAAAGAGCAGGAAUUACGACUAAAGACAAGCUUUUUUUGGUCACAAUCGGUGUCGGAAUCAUGAAAACGACGUUUAUUUUCACAGCGACUUUCUUGCUCGACAAGGUAGGUCGAAGGAAGCUUUUGUUGACCAGUGUUGGAGGUAUGGUCUGCGCUUUGACCUCGUUAGGGUUUGGGCUUACAAUGGCCCAAAAUUCUGGCGGGAAACUUGUUUGGGCUUUGGUACUGAGUAUAAUCUCGGCUUAUAGUUUCGUGGCGUUUUUCUCAGUUGGGCUUGGCCCAAUAACAUGGGUCUAUAGCUCAGAGGUUUUUCCGUUGAAGCUUAGAGCACAAGGAGCGAGUCUCGGUGUUGCGGUGAACAGAGUUAUGAACGCCACCGUGUCGAUGUCGUUUUUGUCGUUGACUAAAGCCAUUACCACCGGUGGAGCUUUCUUUAUGUUCGCCGGAGUUGCAGCGGUGGCUUGGAAUUUCUUCUUCUUUCUCUUGCCGGAAACUAAAGGCAAAUCACUUGAAGAAAUCGAAGCACUUUUUGAAAGAGACGGUGAUAAUAAAGUACGCGGCGAAAACGGCAAAGCUUAG